Exophiala spinifera is the source of this 690-nucleotide messenger RNA. Its product is annotated as HAD phosphatase, family IIIA. Gene Ontology annotation, molecular function: phosphatidylglycerophosphatase activity. NCBI's taxonomy places the organism in Eukaryota, Fungi, Ascomycota, Eurotiomycetes, Chaetothyriales, Herpotrichiellaceae. The transcript has a single exon. The record is from RefSeq and is a predicted model, not a curated record. The coding region runs from base 1 to 690 and encodes 229 amino acids.
AUGCCGCUCUUUUCCAAUGUGCCAGCUCUUCGCUUGACACUCGCUUACGCCCUACAUGACCCGUCCGCUCUUCUGCCACAUCGAACCAUCCCAACCUUGUUAUGGCUUCCACUGCCAGUUGGCCCUUCGCUACCUACGAAGCCUACCAUUCGAGCCAUUGUUUUAGAUAAAGAUAAUACCGUGUGUCCUCCUGAAACGGCAAAUAUGCACCAAGCGUAUCUCAACAAGAUUGAAAAGAUCAAGCAAUGUGCCGAAUUCUCUCGCAACGGGAAUAGUGUUUUGAUAGUGUCGAAUACUGCUGGCAGUUCUUCGUCCCCCGAGCACGAAGCGGAGGCUAAGCAGUUGGAACUUGAGCUCGGGAUACCAGUUUUAAGACAACAUCCAGACAGAAAAAAGCCACUUUGCGGCCCAGAUAUCUUGAAGUUUUUUCGGGACCAUGGAGUUACCGAAGAUCCACGAGAAAUUGUGGUCGUGGGGGAUAGACUUGCGACUGAUGUCCUCGUGGCGCAUCAGAUGGGCAGCUGGAGUAUCUGGUGCAGAGAAGGUUGGCGAAAUCCUGAAACGCCUGGCCGGGACUAUAGGGGAUUCUUCAGUAAGAUGGAAAGCCGGAUCGAGUCACUCCUAAGAGGCGGUCUGGGACGGGUUGCUCCACUACCGAUGACCAUUAGUUCGUCUCCCGGCAAGCCUUGA